Messenger RNA from Stomoxys calcitrans (stable fly), 2475 nucleotides. RefSeq names its product mannosyl-oligosaccharide alpha-1,2-mannosidase IA. Lineage: Eukaryota; Metazoa; Arthropoda; Insecta; Diptera; Muscidae. The coding region runs from base 1365 to 2006 and encodes 213 amino acids. The transcript is spliced from 2 exons. The record is from RefSeq and is a predicted model, not a curated record.
UUCAAGCAUCCAUUGCCAGUGUCCAAUAGGUUUUCUUAUUUGAUUUCUAACAAAUCGUUAAUACUUUAUUAAAAUUGUGUUAGAAAAGCGCUUAGUUAAACGUUAACCGCCCAACAAAGUUGAACAAUUACAUGCGAUAGAACAGCUGGAGCCAUAAAGGCCAAACAAACCCUUUCGUUUAGGUGGUGGUUGAUAUAUUGGUAACAAUACAACAAGACCAAUAAGAAAAGAAAGUGUAUAGUCGGUCUGCUAUUCAAAGCGGACGGCAUAAAAUUAGCAGCCACCGAUGAUGUUUAUGUCUAGCAACAAAAGAAUGCCAAGUAUAAACAAAAACCAGACCUCAGCUGCCCAAAGAUUUUUCCAUUGAAUUUGCGUGAAAAUUAACUAUUACACGGUUCCUAGGUUGCUGUAUGUAUGUGUGUUAACAAAAGAGCCGAUUAAACGUGAAUUUAUGCUUGAGUCGAAAUAAUGACAUUCAUAAUUGCUCUCCAAGCCAACGUUAUUCUCUUUGCGUGAUUCGAGUGCUGCUGUGGGGUGCCUUUUUUUGGGUUUACUUUCGCCAAUGUGUUGUUAUUGUUUUUCUUACGUUUCUCUUUGUUAAUGCAUCGCCAACACUUGUGAGCGGGGGAGCAAUACCACUGGCUUCGCUAGCUCUACAAAAACAAUUACACGAAGUUAAUUUAUUUUAUUUCGCGUUCGGAGUAACUAUUUUUAAUUUAUGUGUGUGAAUGACAACGUGACAGUCUCCCGCCUUCUUUGUUUGCAAGCGGAACGUGUGUAUUGUUAGCGGUAGUUUCGCUCGUUAUUCGAAUCCGCACCCCCUCCAAAGAAAGAAAUUAAAAUGAAAUAAAAACGACUCCACGCGACCGCGCAAGAAGAGAGAAAUCAUAGUGAAUUUGUGCAUGAGAAAUUUAAAAUAAAAUAACAAAACGAAAAAACAAAAUUAAUUCAAGUGCAAAUAUAUCCAUCUCCGUGUUAAUUUGCAUGCCUUGUUUUCUUUGGUUCCUUGUCGGUUUGAAUUGUGUUGCACCUUCUACCCAUCUUACCGGUAUUUUUCGGCAGUUGUUUUGUUGGUUCUGCUGAGCUUGCUCUGUUUGUUUGUAUCUGCGCAUUGGUGUUGUUGUUUUUGCACCUCUGCUGCAGACGCCGCUGUCAUUGCCUUGUCGACGAACGGCCACCUUCAAUUUAUUGACGUUUCGUUUUACGUCUGAGUUUGCAAAACAAAAAAGAAUAAAUAAAACAGCCCCGCAAUAAAUAUAGCAUAAUAAAUAACACGAAAAUAAUAAAGAUAACCUUUGGAUAAAUUCGAAAUCUCUUUCCGCCCCCUUGUUAACCGUUUGGAUUUGUGUUUAAGUCACAUCACCAUGUAUCGCAUUGGACCCAUAGGUCGUAAAUCCAAUUUCCAUAAUCGCGAGAAAUGUCUUAUCGGCUUGGUCUUGGCCACUUUGUGUUUCCUUUGUUUUGGUGGCAUAUUUCUGUUGCCCGAUAACUUUGGCGGCGACAAGGUGCUACGCGUCUACAAGCAAUUUCAAAAAGCCGGCCCCGAGAUUUUUAUACCUGCCCCACCCCUGGCCGGGCAUGCAGCCAAAGACCAAGAUCCUCACUUUAUGAAUGAUAAACAAAAGUUGCAGGCAAAAAUCAAAGAAGAAUUGGGAGAGAUCCUGGAUAAGCCCCAGCUGCAACAGGACACCGUGGAUAGCGAGGAUGUGGCUGAUGUGGGUGGGGAUAAUGGCUCGCCCCAACAAUUCGAUGAUACAGCAGCAGGUGGUGAACAAGGUGCGGCUCCUCCAGUCAACGCCAAACAAAAUCAUCACCACUACAAUGACAAUGUCAAUAAUAACAAUAACCACAAAAACAAUGUUAAUGGUUCUCCCGAUGACGUUGCUGCUUUAGACACCAAUAAUCUGCCUCUGGGCAAUGUUCAUUUACAAAUGCCCCUGGGAGGCCAUGCCGACGGUGAUGCCAGUGUAGAGGAUAAACGUCUAAAAGUUAAAGAGGUAAGAUAACUAUUUUCGCGGAUAUACUUAUCACGGAGAGGAAAAAUCUACAAAGUGUUUGGCCUUGUAUUUUAAAUCUGAUGUGGCGGAUAUCUAGUAAGUAAAGAACAUUUUAUUUUUUAUAUCAAACAUUUAAAAGCGGUAUGGAAGACCACACUUGGGAAUACUUCUCUAGCAAUACGAGAGAAGCAUCGACAACAAAUGGAGCAAAUCAAUAACAAAACAAGAAAAAAGCUUCUCGCAGUUGAACUCUUGAUGCGAAGUUUCAAAAGAACGUCAUGUUGAAGGACGGACCAACAAAGAGGAAGCAACACUUCAGCUGUAUUGGCCUUGAGCUUUGGGCAGACAAGCAACAACACAACAAAAUAGAGAACAUUUUACCCUCCCCCCAUAGAAAAGCCCUCAACCAUUUCUCACCGAUAAAAUAAAACUUUAAACCACACUCGUUGGCUGCAAACAUCGCCAACAACAUCAUGAU